AUGUCCCUACGGAAGCUAGCUGUUAUUUUAGUGAUAUUGUGUAUCAGAGAUUCCUUAUGUUGCGAUGAGGAGUACAGAUUAGUUCGUCACCUCAUGCAAAAGUAUGAUGCAUCAGUUCGGCCCGUGGAGAACUCUUCGCAUCCUCUCCUUGUGACAUUUGGAGUUUCACUUCAUCAUAUCAUCGAUGUGGAGGAGAAAGAUCAGCUGUUAACAACAAACUGCUGGAUUACGCAAAUAUGGACGGAUUUUCAUUUGCGAUGGAACACUAGUGACUUCGACGGUAUCAGCGUCAUUCGAAUACCAUACGAGAGGGUCUGGAGACCAGACAUUAUUUUGUAUAACAAUGCGGAUCCAAACUAUCGUUCAGCGGUUAUUAAUACGAACGUAAUAGUUAAGUACACUGGCGAAGUGACCUGGCUGAGUCAUGGGAUUUAUGUGUCUGUAUGCGAUAUCAAUGUGGAGCAGUUCCCUUUUGAUGUGCAACUCUGUACCAUGAAAUGGGCGUCUUGGACCUACGACGGAUUUCAGUUGGAUUUAAAAAAGCAAUUCGACGAAGGUGAUACUACCAACUAUCAAACCAACGGUGAAUUUGAUUUGGUCAGCUUCGAGGCUAUCAGACAUGAUCAGUACUACUCUUGCUGCGUUGAACCCUACCCUGAUAUAACGUAUGUAAUUAAGUUACGUAGGAGACCGAUGUUCUACGUGUUCAACCUUAUUCUCCCAUGUUUACUCAUCAACGGAAUUGCACUCCUUGUUUUCUACGUGCCGUCGGAAUCCGGAGAAAAAGUGACAUUGGGGAUAAGCGCAUUAUUAUCCAUGACCGUCUUCCUGAUGACAAUUAGAGAUACAUUACCGCCAACUGAAAAGACUCCGCUUAUAAGUUUGUACUACGGAGUCAGCACGUGCCUAGUUUCAUUUUCAGCUUCACUAUCCGUGGUCACCCUCAACAUAUCUUACAGAGGAGUGAGAGGGCAGCCUGUACCGGCGGUGGUGCGUGACGUCGUGCUACAUCGACUCGCGCGCCUUCUGUUCAUCAACUUCGACAUUGACGCAAAGGGUGAAAGCAGGGCACAGAGCAGUGUGCCAGUGAACCCUCGCACAGGUUCGCGGUUGAAGGCAGAAGUUCGUUGCGAUGGAGUACCACUGACUCCAGCCUCACCCAGAUUUGUGCGCCACAAUCAAAAUCAUCUAGCUGGGGCAGCUGCCACAGUUGGGGGGGCUAGCACAACAAGCAGUGAGCCAGUCUGUGUCGCCUCCUGCGCCCGGUGCGUUUGCUGCGGUUGCACGCUGCGAGAGGCCGCAGCAAGACAUGAACAACGAGUCGCCGCCAAUGAAAGACUCGAGCGAGCCAAUUUAGAAUGGAAACAGGUGGCAGUGGUAGCAGACCGAGCCCUGCUGGCAGUAUUUGUUCUAGUCACAACCAUAGCUACGGCGGCCAUCUUACUCCCACAGUUGAACAACCUACACGUCGGCAACACACCUCUCAAACCACCCAUUUAG
Molecule: messenger RNA, 1500 nt
Organism: Bombyx mandarina (wild silkworm)
Lineage: Eukaryota; Metazoa; Arthropoda; Insecta; Lepidoptera; Bombycidae
Gene: nAChRa5
Product: nicotinic acetylcholine receptor subunit alpha 5
Biological process (GO): monoatomic ion transmembrane transport
Cellular component (GO): postsynaptic membrane
Molecular function (GO): transmembrane signaling receptor activity; acetylcholine-gated monoatomic cation-selective channel activity
Source: RefSeq, a predicted model, not a curated record